Molecule: messenger RNA, 702 nt
Organism: Penicillium verhagenii
Lineage: Eukaryota; Fungi; Ascomycota; Eurotiomycetes; Eurotiales; Aspergillaceae
Product: protein tyrosine phosphatase-like domain-containing protein
Exons: 1
Coding region: 1-702 (233 amino acids)
Biological process (GO): fatty acid elongation; sphingolipid biosynthetic process; very long-chain fatty acid biosynthetic process
Cellular component (GO): endoplasmic reticulum membrane
Molecular function (GO): 3-hydroxyacyl-CoA dehydratase activity
Source: RefSeq, a predicted model, not a curated record
AUGGCCUCGUCCUCCUCUGCGCCUAAAUCGCGCUCCUCCGGUCCGUCGGGCAUCACAAGAGCCUACCUUUUCCUCUACAAUGCUUUCAAUCUCGCAACAUGGGCCUUCUGCGUCGGCUACACAGCCUCCUUAGUUCCCGGCCACUUCGCCAGCAACACGCUCCACUCCAUCUUCCCCCAAACCUUCUCCCCAUACCUCCUCGCGACGCAAUCCAUUGCCACCCUCGAAAUCCUGCACAGUCUGCUCAGGCUUGUGCGCGCCCCCUUCUUCACAACCGCAAUGCAGGUUGCCAGCCGUCUGGUUCUCGUCUGGGGCAUCAUGGUUCCGUUCGGCGGUCAGGUUGUCGGCGCUGCAUCUACUACCCAGCUGGGCGACUAUGCGUACCUGGGAUGUGUGACUGCGUGGGGAAUUACGGAGAUAAUUCGGUACGGAUUCUUUGCCAUAACGCUUUCCGGGAACGAGGUGCCCAAGUGGUGGACUUGGUUGCGGUAUAACACUUUCUACGUGCUUUACCCCAUUGGAAUCUCGAGUGAAUGUGUGCUUCUUUAUCUGUCGCUGGGUCCGGCUGCGGAUGUGAGUCCGUUGCUUUUCUGGGGGCUUGUGGCUAUUCUGGCUGUCUAUGUGCCUGGUUCUUAUAUUCUUUACUCGCACAUGAUUGCGCAGCGUCGCAAGGUUCUUCGGGGUAAGCAGCGUGCUGAUUAG